ACGUUUUCCUGUUGGUAUUUUUAUUCUGUGGUCAUGACAUAUCUGUGAUUUCGGUCUUUCCGGUCUACACGUUAGGGAGUAAGGAUGAAACAGAUCGUUGUCAACCAGACGGUGAAGAUCCCAGAGGGGUUGACAUGCAAUGUCAAGUCUCGCCUUGUAACAGUGAAGGGCCCUAGAGGAAUUCUGAAGAGGUCCUUCAAGCACUUGGCUGUGGACAUCUACAUGGUCAACCCCAGGCUGCUCAAGGUGGAGAAAUGGUUUGGAACCAAGAAAGAGAUUGCUGCAGUCAGAACCGUUUGCUCUCACAUUGAAAACAUGUUGAAAGGCGUCACAAAGGGAUUCCUGUAUAAGAUGCGAGCUGUGUAUGCUCACUUUCCCAUCAACUGUGUAACAACGGAGAACAACACUGUGAUUGAAGUUAGGAACUUCCUGGGAGAAAAAUACAUCCGUAGAGUCAAGAUGGCCCCAGGUGUCACGGUCACCAACUCAGCUAAGCAGAAGGAUGAGCUCAUCGUUGAGGGAAAUAGCAUUGAAGAUGUUUCCCGAUCAGCUGCCCUGAUUCAACAGUCAACGACAGUCAAGGACAAGGACAUCAGAAAGUUCUUAGACGGUCUGUACGUCUCAGAGAAGACUACUGUUGUACAGGACGAAUAAAGUAAUAAAAGGUUUCCAUUGUUUUACA
Messenger RNA from Homalodisca vitripennis (glassy-winged sharpshooter), 682 nucleotides. RefSeq names its product 60S ribosomal protein L9 (gene RpL9). The record is from RefSeq and is a predicted model, not a curated record. Gene Ontology annotation, molecular function: rRNA binding; structural constituent of ribosome. Gene Ontology annotation, biological process: cytoplasmic translation. The transcript is spliced from 4 exons. Bases 85 to 654 code for a protein of 189 amino acids. Gene Ontology annotation, cellular component: ribosome; cytosolic large ribosomal subunit. Lineage: Eukaryota; Metazoa; Arthropoda; Insecta; Hemiptera; Cicadellidae.